AUGGAGAAAAUAGAAACAGACGUACAAGUAUUAAAAGAAACAGUUAACAGUCAGCAACAUGACUUAAAAUAUGCGGAGCUAAGUCAGCAGCAUGACUUAAAAAAUGCGGAGCUAGAAGGUGACGAUGGGAAACACCUAAAAACCCAAAACAAAAAGAUAUAUACAUCUGCAGGAAGCUCAGCUACAGCAGGGAGUACAUCUACAGCAGGACCAUCUACAAAAAAGGAGGAAGCUAAGGUAAAAUAUACAAAUACAAACAUGAAUAAAUUAUUUUCUAAACCAUAUACUCCUCAAAAUACCAAAAAAGACAUAUUCGUACCUCCACAGAUAAAUACUUAUGAAGCCAGCUUAGAUUCACAGAAACAGACAUACAACCACAUCACUAGAAUGCAUAUAGAAAAUAUAUACAAAAUACAAACUUUCCUAAAUCAGAACCCCAGAGCAAAAGAUACAAAAAACCCGAAUGAAGACUAUAUAACCCAAUAUUUACAAGGUUAUAACAAGCUAAUCGCACAACCUGGAACAAAUCCAAACCUAGUAGCAACCUGCUACAACUAUGGAUUACUAAGUACUGUAUAUACAACAACAGGAGAAGAAGUAUCCAAAAUAUCAGAAUUAUAUAAGGCAUUUUUACAAUACAAGAGAAUAACUAAAGGAACUCUAUUUUACAUAAAGUUCUAUUCAGCUACAGCGGAAAUACUAUAUGAUGAGAUCAAACCUACGAUACAAGCUAUAAAGAUUGGAUUAACUAGAGAAAUGAUAAUCCCUGAAAAGAUAGAUACGCAAGAAGAAAUACAAAAGGUAGAUAUUCCAGAGUUUUACGCAAAUAAGAGAACUAUUGGAAUAGCUACUAUAUUAAAUGAAAUAGCAAACAACUAUUUGAACGAAAAUGCAAUUUGGAGUUACUAUAACAGAGAUCAGACAAUCAUAUACUCCAACUGCAGAGAAAUCCGAGUAGCAGAUAUGGAAGACCUAAGGCAGUGGAUAUUAAGCCUAUUAAAACCAGAGCAAACACCUACAACAAGAGCAAUUCGGAAAAAUUUUAUUUCUCCUAAUCUAAUGACAAGAUAUUGUAAGAUAAUAGGACAGAAAUAUCCUGAUCAUCUAUGUUCAAAGUGCAAAGGAGAAGAUAAUUAUAUUCCAGAUGUACAGCUGGAGUAA
This is a messenger RNA of Solanum pennellii, 1161 nucleotides long. RefSeq lists its product as uncharacterized. The transcript has a single exon. The record is from RefSeq and is a predicted model, not a curated record. The coding region runs from base 1 to 1161 and encodes 386 amino acids. Lineage: Eukaryota; Viridiplantae; Streptophyta; Magnoliopsida; Solanales; Solanaceae.